AUGCGAACCUACGAGGACACUUUCUCCGGCGCGAGAAUUUACCCUGGCAAGGGUAAGCUCUACGUCCGUGGCGACAGCAAGAUCUUCCGAUUCCAGAACGGCAAGUCGGAGUCUCUCUUCCUGCAAAGGAAGAACCCCCGCCGUAUCGCCUGGACCGUCCUCUACCGCCGACAGCACCGCAAGGGUAUCUCUGAGGUACGAAUCUACCAACUUGAGCAGCACUCACGAUGGCUAUCACUGCUGCUGGAGGUUGCCAAGAAGCGAACCCGCCGCACCGUCAAGGCCCAGCGAGGCAUCGUCGGUGCUUCUCUCGACGUGAUCAAGGAGAAGCGCAACAUCCGACCCGAGGCCCGUUCCGCUGCCCGAGCCCAGGCCAUCAAGGAGAGCAAGGAGAAGAAGCAGGCCGAUGCUGCUGCCAAGAAGUCCGAGAAGGCUAAGCUCGCUGCCCAGGCCUCCAAGGGUCAGGCUACCCGACAAGUCAGCAAGCAGGGUGCCAAGGGCUCUGCCCCCAAGGUUCAGGCCAAGAGCCGUUAA
Messenger RNA from Fusarium subglutinans, 534 nucleotides. RefSeq names its product 60S ribosomal L24 protein. The transcript is spliced from 3 exons. The coding region runs from base 1 to 534 and encodes 177 amino acids. Gene Ontology annotation, molecular function: structural constituent of ribosome; mRNA binding. Gene Ontology annotation, cellular component: cytosolic large ribosomal subunit. Gene Ontology annotation, biological process: cytoplasmic translation. The record is from RefSeq and is a predicted model, not a curated record. Lineage: Eukaryota; Fungi; Ascomycota; Sordariomycetes; Hypocreales; Nectriaceae.